Molecule: messenger RNA, 492 nt
Organism: Aureobasidium pullulans EXF-150
Lineage: Eukaryota; Fungi; Ascomycota; Dothideomycetes; Dothideales; Saccotheciaceae
Product: molybdenum cofactor biosynthesis protein C
Exons: 1
Biological process (GO): Mo-molybdopterin cofactor biosynthetic process
Source: RefSeq, a predicted model, not a curated record
UUGACUCAUCUCACUUCUACCGGCGAAGCCCAUAUGGUUGAUGUCGGCCAGAAGGAAGCGACAGAUCGAGUCGCCGUGGCUGUCGGCUUCGUCCACUUCAGCAAUAUAGAACCCCACAGACUCAUCACCGAGAAUCUCAACAAAAAGGGCGAUGUUCUCGGUAUCGCACGGAUCGCAGGCAUCAUGGGAGCCAAAAGAUGCUCUGAUAUCAUCCCCCUCUGCCACCCCAUCCCGAUCACCAAAGUCACAGUCAACGUCGGCACGCAUUCCCCUAGCGAUCCCACCGCCUUCAAAAUUCCUAACAGAUACGGAUCGGUGUCUGUCGAAGCACGAGUUCAUACACAUGGCAAGACAGGUGUCGAGAUGGAAGCAAUCUCCGCAGUCACUGCCGCAUGCAUGACCGUAUACGACAUGUGCAAAGCCGUGGACAAGAAGAUACAGCUUGGAGGAAUACACCUAGUGUACAAACACGGUGGCAGGUCGGGCACGUUC